Molecule: messenger RNA, 879 nt
Organism: Lottia gigantea (owl limpet)
Lineage: Eukaryota; Metazoa; Mollusca; Gastropoda; Lottiidae
Exons: 7
Coding region: 1-879 (292 amino acids)
Biological process (GO): protein dephosphorylation
Molecular function (GO): protein tyrosine phosphatase activity
Source: RefSeq, a predicted model, not a curated record
AUGAGGGACAGAGAACUGAAAAUAAAGUUAAAAAUAGAUAUAAGAAUAUCCUUCCUUGUAGUUGAUCAUACAAGAGUUAUAUUAAAAGAUGGUGAUCCUAAUGUUGUAGGGUCUGAUUAUAUCAAUGCCAACACUAUCUCAUCUGAUGAAGAAUCAAAUGAACCAAAGAAACAAUAUAUAGCCACCCAGGGUUGUCUUCCAAACACUAUCGUAGAUUUCUGGCGUAUGGUAUGGCAAGAAAAUUCACGAGUUAUUGUCAUGACAACAAAAGAAGUGGAACGUGGAAGGAACAAAGCAACUAAAUAUUGGCCAGAAGAAAAUGAAGGAGCCAAAGAAUAUAGUUUUUAUUGUGGGAAACUAAAAGUCAAGCUAUUGAAAGAAUCAAAAGAAACAGAAUUUAUCACUAGAGAAAUGGAAUUAGUAAUGGAGACCCUAGAAGGACAGAUGGUAGAGAGUCCAAGAAUAAUCUAUCAGUACCAUUUUCAAACAUGGCCUGAUUAUGGAGUGCCACAAGAUCCUGGAAGUGUGUUAAAGUUUCUAUAUACCAUUAAUUCUAAACAAUAUUCUGUAGAAGAUGCUGGACCUUUGAUUGUCCAUUGUAGUGCUGGUAUUGGUAGAACAGGAACCUUUAUUGUUAUAGAUAUGAUUUUAAAUCAAAUAACAACAUUAGGUUUUGAUACUGAUAUUGAUAUCCAGAAAACCAUACAAGGUGUACGGUCACAGAGGUCUGGUAUGGUACAAACAGAGGCUCAAUAUAAAUUUGUAUAUAUGGCAAUUUCACAUUAUAUUCAAACAGAAAAACAGAGAAUGUUAGCCGAACAAGUAAGUUAUAGAGAUUAUUAUUAUAGUAAAGUAUUUGGGGUGUGUAAAUGUGUCUAA